Messenger RNA from Parnassius mnemosyne (clouded apollo), 3201 nucleotides. The record is from the annotation of a GenBank genome assembly. NCBI's taxonomy places the organism in Eukaryota, Metazoa, Arthropoda, Insecta, Lepidoptera, Papilionidae.
GUAAUCAAUGUUGUGCUUGUGUCUAUAUUAAAUUUUAAUAUAAAUUGUGGAAACUUAAUAAUAUGGGGCAAAACCAGUCAGGAGGUGGAAGUGGUGGAGACAAGAAAGAUGACAAAGAUAAAAAGAAGAAGUAUGAACCUCCAAUCCCUACUAGGGUGGGAAAGAAGAAGCGCAAAGCAAAAGGCCCCGAUGCAGCUUUGAAGCUGCCUCAAGUUACACCACAUACAAAAUGUCGAUUGAAAUUAUUAAAAUUAGAACGUAUCAAGGAUUAUCUCCUCAUGGAAGAAGAAUUUAUUAGAAACCAGGAGCGUCUGAAGCCUCAGGAAGAAAAGAUUGAAGAAGAGAGGUCCAAGGUUGAUGACCUUAGGGGUACACCUAUGUCUGUAGGCAAUUUAGAGGAGAUUAUUGAUGACAAUCACGCAAUUGUCUCUACAUCAGUAGGAAGUGAACAUUAUGUCAGCAUUCUGUCCUUUGUGGAUAAGGAUCAAUUGGAGCCUGGCUGCUCUGUACUUUUGAAUCACAAGGUUCAUGCUGUUGUUGGUGUACUGGGUGAUGAUACUGAUCCAAUGGUGUCAGUUAUGAAACUGGAAAAAGCGCCUCAAGAGACUUAUGCAGAUAUUGGUGGACUGGACACACAAAUACAGGAAAUAAAGGAAUCAGUUGAGUUACCUCUAACACAUCCAGAGUAUUAUGAAGAAAUGGGUAUCAAGCCACCUAAAGGAGUCAUAUUGUAUGGACCUCCUGGAACUGGCAAAACUCUCUUGGCAAAAGCAGUAGCCAACCAGACUUCAGCUACGUUCCUUCGUGUUGUUGGAUCUGAACUGAUUCAGAAGUAUUUGGGUGAUGGUCCUAAACUUGUACGAGAAUUAUUCAGAGUUGCUGAGGAACACGCGCCAUCUAUUGUUUUCAUAGAUGAGAUUGAUGCUGUUGGCACAAAACGUUACGAUUCUAACUCAGGAGGAGAGAGAGAAAUUCAAAGAACUAUGUUAGAACUUCUCAACCAAUUGGAUGGUUUUGAUUCUAGAGGAGAUGUGAAGGUUAUCAUGGCAACGAACCGAAUAGAAACUUUAGAUCCAGCUUUAAUUAGACCCGGCCGUAUAGACCGUAAGAUUGAGUUUCCACUUCCAGAUGAGAAAACUAAGAGGAGAAUCUUCACUAUACACACAUCAAGAAUGACAUUAGCCGAUGAUGUAAAUCUUUCUGAGCUGAUCAUGUCUAAAGAUGAUCUUUCAGGAGCCGACAUUAAGGCUAUAUGCACAGAAGCUGGCUUGAUGGCUCUUCGUGAACGACGUAUGAAGGUUACCAACGAGGACUUCAAAAAGUCGAAGGAAAGUGUGCUGUAUCGCAAGAAGGAAGGCACACCAGAAGGACUUUAUCUUUAAUUGUUUUAAUUUAGCAUCAAAUGUAACUCCAGCUCAUCAUAGCUUUUGUUUUGAUAACGGAAUUAUUGAUGAUAUGUAAAAAAUAAAUAACAGAAGUAAAUGUAUUAAUCAGAAAAGUAUUUUUAUUUCAUAAUUUUACUGAUAAAACAUAUUAUUUCAUUUAGUUUGUCGCAUUAAGUAUCUAUAAAUAGGCGGUCGAUUACUUCAAUGGUUUACUAUAAACUACUUCACUCUUCCACUAAGAUUUUCCUGGAUAUUUUAUAAACAUUUAUAAUCUUUGCCUUGUAAAAUAUUCGUAUGCAAAAUAAAUUUUUUAAACUUUUUCGAUAAUAAGUAAAAAAAAAGACGUACGUAAGUUCAGACGUAAAGACCGAUUUCCUACACAUCGUAAUUUCUAUUGAAAUGCUAACUUCCGGGAACAUUAACUUCGUACUCGUUUCCUUUUUCCGGAGAGAAAUAUAAAAAUGAAUUCUCUUACCGUAAUGAGUCUUCACCCUCUCAGUCUGAAGGUUACUCCCGAACCAUCACAUGCAUAGACCAAGUAAUAUUAUAUAUAGGGCAAUCUCAUGAAGGUCGUUGGGUUGGAACGAAACUGUGGCAGCGCUGUCGUCGCGUCGUAAGCGAAAUGCACUAAAGCCUAAAUCGCGCUAUUAAAGUUCAGAAUAUAACGUGCUAUAUAUAAAAUAGCUCCGAAAUAACACACGGAGCGUUGGCCGCUGUGCGGGUAGAACACCUUCCCGGGUGGGGGAGAUCUCCCCCUUUCCUCCCACGGCCAAACUGGGGACCCCGAUAUAAAGUGAACACGACGCAACCAACAGCCUUCGGAAACUUCUACUUAACCGGUUUAGUGCGGAUGGCACGCGAGUCGUGUCUUUUUAAAAAUCGUGAUAACUCGCUCAAAUUGCAUUUUUGGAAGAUUUAUCCAGAACAAAAUAUUCAUUAUUUUGCAAGUAGUUCAUGCCAGGUUCCUUUUUGGAUAUUUUGAAAUUUUUAGAGGUUGACAACCUUUUCUUAACUUUUACAUGGUACUCUUUUUACUUUGUGGGUUUUUUAAAUUAUGUUGUGGAAAAAUAGUCUAAUAAGUAACAAAUAAUAGCACUCAUUGCGAUCGCUCACAAGCUCAAGUUGUAAACAAGUUUCUGGAAAACAAGUCUCCUGUUCAAAAAAUAAUGCGUUUGUCUUAUUGUUUAAAUUUGCUUAAAAUGAUUGAACUGCCGUCUUAUUACUAUCAUAUGGGCGAAUAGACCUACGAAGUACCAUGUGCUCUUACCUUACCUUAUGAUAUAAGGAAUAUUUUUGCUUGAAACAGUUCGAAACCGUUCAUGCAUAAAAAAGUUCGCUAAUAAAUAGUCUUUCGUCAAUCCGCCACCGUAUAGCGCCGGCGUUUGUUUCCUUUUGAAAACACUUGUUUUGCUAUUCUUACUAAUUAGACGGUUUCAGAUCGACUUUACUUUUACAUUUGUAUAAUAUUAAAUAAUAUUUAACAAUUGUAAAUAUCAAUGAAUCAUAAACCUUUAAUUUUUUCCAAAAUUAGGUUCUUGAUUGUUUGAUAUUUACAAAUGUUAUUAUUAGGUGAAAAUUUAAUUUAAUAAAAACCAAGGGUUUUCAGGGUAAUAUACCUGUACCUACUUAUAUAAAUAAUUUUUAAUAUAAAUUUUUAUAAAACAAAAAAUAGUACAAAAGGUUUGUAAUCUCUGCAAAAAAAAAGUCACUCUCAAUUUCAAAGAAAACACGUAGAAAAACACGUAGCUACCCACUAAAAACAAGUAUUUUUCCGUUUGUAACUGAUGUUUGAUGUCAACUAAACUUAAUUAGGUCU